AUGUACUACAUAUCUGCAGAGGAGGAGGAAAGAGAAGAAGAACAGCAACAGGAGCAACAACAACAACAACAACAACAAGAAAAAGAAGAAGAGCCAGAAAUGGAUUUAGGCAAAGAAAAUGAAAAUAAUGAGAGUCAAGAUAUAAUAGAUAAUGAUGCUAUGUUGGAUGAAAAUUAUAUGAAAAGAGAAAGUGAAUUUUUUGGUUUUCACCCAUUUAGUUUUAUAGACGAUGUUCACGAAUCAGCCCAUGAUUAUUGUGCAGAUAGUGCAGAUUUUAUAGAGAGUUGCUUAUUAGGGCACCCAUUAUUUAGUAAUAAACAGGAAUACAAAGAUGUAAUACAGGAGGGUACAGAUAAAGUUUGGGGUUUACUCGAAGAAAUAUUUACAAACAAUCUUAAUAAAUACGAAGAGUACUUAAUAUCAGAUAUAUUUAAUAUACCAAGCGAUUUAAUUUUGCCACACGAAAAUUCAAAUCUAUCAGCCUCAAAACCAACUAAAACGACCAAUAGCACAGCACAUUUAUACAAUAAAUCAAUAAAUAUUUUAGAUAAAGAGUUGGAAGAUCUCAGAACAAAUAUUCAAAAGCUUACAAAUGAUAAUAGUAAUAAUAAAAUUAAAAUGCAAAAUUUAGAAAACGAUAUAGGUUUAUUAAAAUCAAUAGACUCAAAUUUAUCAACUGAUUUUAAUAAUAUCGAAAAUAUAAAUAUGAUAAAUCAACAAAGAAAAAUUUUAGAUUACAAUUACCAAGUUUUAAAAAGUAAUAACGAUAACAAUAAUAAUGAUAGUAUUAAUAAUAACAAUAGCAAUAAACAAACAUCAAUUUCAGUUCAAAAGUCAAUUUUGGAUAGAAUGAAUGAUUUAAAUAUAAAUGAAACUGACCAAGCUAAUAACGAAAAAGAAAUUAAAUCGAUAGAAGUUUCGAAUCAAUUGUUUGAAAGAAUAUCAAAUAAAAAUUUCUAAUAAAAAACAAUUUAUUUUGUACAUAUAUAAAU
Messenger RNA from Dictyostelium purpureum, 992 nucleotides. RefSeq lists its product as uncharacterized. The record is from RefSeq and is a predicted model, not a curated record. Gene Ontology annotation, biological process: mitotic cell cycle; mitotic sister chromatid segregation; protein localization to kinetochore. Bases 1 to 960 code for a protein of 319 amino acids. Gene Ontology annotation, cellular component: chromosome, centromeric region; nucleus. NCBI's taxonomy places the organism in Eukaryota, Evosea, Eumycetozoa, Dictyosteliales, Dictyosteliaceae. The transcript is spliced from 2 exons.